This is a messenger RNA of Desarmillaria tabescens, 1090 nucleotides long. RefSeq lists its product as uncharacterized. The transcript is spliced from 11 exons. Lineage: Eukaryota; Fungi; Basidiomycota; Agaricomycetes; Agaricales; Physalacriaceae. The record is from RefSeq and is a predicted model, not a curated record. The coding region runs from base 135 to 674 and encodes 179 amino acids.
GAGGGGGCGGUCGGCUGGAACAUUGUCAUAUUUAAAUUCGACUGGGUUCCCUGAUAUCGUCACUUUUCCCUUUUCCCUCCCUCUGUCCCCUUCUCUACGAAGCAUACCCUUGCUAUCUUUCUAUACCGUGCACUAUGCGAUUCCAUAAUCUGCUCGUCGUACUGGCCUCGACGAUGGCAUUCGUUGGGGCGGCCCCUUCGCCCGCGAACGGCGGAGGAGGUCAAUCAGGUCAAUCUUGGCGUCGUGAUGCUGAGCCUGCCAACCAAGCCGGAGCGGCCUGGCGUCGUGAGCCUGUCAACCAACCCGGCGCAGCUUGGCGUCGUGAGACGGGAAAUUCAUUUCAUAUCGUCUACAGCCCUGCAAACCAACCUGGUGCUGCCUGGCGUCGAGUAGCAGAGCCCAUGAAUGGUCCUGGAGCAGCUUGGCGUCGCCAACCCGAAGCGGAGCCCAUGAACGGUGGUGCUAUCGGUCAAUCAUGGCGUCGAGAAGCUGAGCCUAUGAACCAACCAGCUGCUGGAUGGCGUAGGGAAGCUGAGCCCAUGAACGGAGGCGCUACGGGACAGUCCUGGCGUCGGGAAGCUGAGCCGGAGGCUAAGCCCAUGAACGGUCCCGGAGCAUCCUGGCGUCGCGAAGCAAAGGCAGAGCCCUACAACCAAGCAGCCGCAGCCUGGUAAACGUACGCGCCCCGCAUCCCCACAUUCGGAGAAUUUUUUUCUUUAUCUUCAUCCUCUGAUUGUUGGCUUGUUGGCGGAUAUGAACGAACGUCGGAAGCGAGGGGCGGAGCCUGUUGUUGAUCCGGACGGAAAUCAUAUAUAUGCGUUGUCCUUUUACUUUCCUCUGGUGUUGUAGAGUGGGUGUGUGUGUAAGUCAGUACUGAUAGUCUCUCACUGUGUCUUUGUUUUUCUCCCUAUCCCAUCAUCAUCAUCCCAUCAUCAUUUGUCUUAUCCUACUUCUUCGGACUAACUAUGGUCAUUCGUUUGGUUCCCUUUUGUAUACUUACUCAGCCGUAAUGAUUUGAUUAUUUUUGGCAGUGCGAAGGAAAGAAAGAGAUCCCGCGCGUCGGGUGUCCCAUGAGCCGGUUUGGCUUGUU